Molecule: messenger RNA, 666 nt
Organism: Aspergillus costaricaensis CBS 115574
Lineage: Eukaryota; Fungi; Ascomycota; Eurotiomycetes; Eurotiales; Aspergillaceae
Exons: 8
Coding region: 1-666 (221 amino acids)
Source: RefSeq, a predicted model, not a curated record
AUGGAGCGCAGCGCCAAACGGUCACUGGAUUGCGGGUGGGGGUUGGAUGGGAACAGAGGAAGGGCGCUUACACCGGGGGCGCGUACCUCUGUUUUUGUUUUGCCAAUACACCCACUCAUCAACUUCUGGCGUCAAGAAAAUUCGCCCAAAGGUGAACGCUUGUUUGCCGAAAUGCUUCAGCCCGCUUUUUCCGGAGGGAACCAGGAUGUCCUCGACAAGAUGUCGCACUUGAUGCGUUGUCAGACAAAGCGCGAUCUUCUUGAUAAUGGCGCUCAAGCUGCUUGGCCACGUUCGUAUGAGGCGGUGCUAGAGCAACCUGGUGAGGUACGCCUGAGAGGGGCUUGCACGGCUCAGAUGUAUGCGUUGGCAAGUGGAAUCAUGAUGCAGCCGGCAACAUACCUUGUUCAAAAGCGACGCACUCGCGACCCCAAACAAGGAGAAGGGCAAAGGCAAGGAUUGACGCGUGGUGAUUGGGCCAUCAUGGGCGCUGUCGCGGUUUGCGGGCCGCGGCCAGAGAGGGAGCCAAGAACAACAACAGGCGGGCUUGCCUCGUGGGAAGGUCCGUUUCUUUCACCGCACGGUAGGCUGCCGCUGAUGUCAGUCCGGCCCGGGUUGAUCCGCGACCGAAGCGGCAAAACAAAAUGGGAAAUGAUAAAAACACAAUGA